AUGUCAUCGAUGGCGGAUCAACAGAGAAUCCAUCCCGUCCCGGAUGUCGAAGCACCACCACAAACCUCCCCAACAGUUCCCUUGGUGCCCCAGGGCACGUCGAAAUCCGAUGACCAAUCAUAUCCACCUUUCCAUCGUACUUAUCCACCUAUGAACUCCAAACCUCCCAAGAAGAGAAGCCGUUGCUGCAAGUGCUUGUGUUGGACCCUGUCUCUUCUCUUGCUGUUCAUCCUUAUUCUGGGGAUUACCGUUGGCAUUUUGUUCCUUGUUUUCCGACCAAAGCUACCUAAAUAUUCUAUUGACAGGUUGCAGAUAAGCCAGUUCGAUCUUAAUUCUAUGGACUCUAGCUUAUCCGCUACCUUUAAUGUUACCAUUACUGCCAGGAAUCCCAACGAAAGAAUCGGAAUCUAUUACGAAGGAGGUAGCCAUCUAAGCGCGUGGUACACUGAAACCAAGUUAUGCCAAGGGUCAAUGCCAAAAUUCUACCAAGGUCACCGAAACACGACGGUGCUGGUUUUGCCUUUGUCAGGACAAAUCCAAAACGGUACAGGUUUGAUCAUGGCGGUGCAAGAGCAGCAACAGCGGACGGGAAACAUCCCAUUGAGAUUGCGGGUGAGUCAGCCUGUGAGGGUUAAGCUUGGGAAGUUAAAGCUCAUGAAAGUGAAGUUCUCGGUUAGGUGCGGGUUAGUGGUAGAUGCUUUAUCUGCUAACAACACCGUCACAAUUCAAAGUAGUAGCUGCAAAUUUAGGCUUAGCUUGUAGAGUUCCUAAUUUCUAACACCCGCCAUAUUUUUUACAUUUAUGUUCGAGAAAUAAGGAGGGUUUUAAUAUAUGCGGUUUUGUUCUCCUCCAUGCUAUAUACUUCAGUUUGUUGUUAUAUAUUUGUAAUGGUAUUGUUAUUCUAUAUAUUCUUUUUUCUUUUUUUGGGAAA
Gossypium arboreum is the source of this 931-nucleotide messenger RNA. Its product is annotated as NDR1/HIN1-like protein 6. The transcript has a single exon. Gene Ontology annotation, cellular component: plasma membrane. The record is from RefSeq and is a predicted model, not a curated record. NCBI's taxonomy places the organism in Eukaryota, Viridiplantae, Streptophyta, Magnoliopsida, Malvales, Malvaceae. Bases 1 to 762 code for a protein of 253 amino acids.